AUGUCACAGAAUCAUGCUCUCUCCGAUGACCAGGUCGCGGGCGAACUUCGCAAGAUGACCGCCUUCAUCCGACAAGAAGCUCUGGAGAAGGCUCGUGAGAUUCAACUGAAGGCCGACGAGGAGUUCGCAAUUGAAAAGUCCAAGCUUGUGCGCCAAGAGACCGCCGCCAUUGACACGCUGUACGAGAAGAAAUUCAAGCAGGCUGCCAUGUCGCAGCAGAUCACCCGAUCGACUCUAGCCAACAAGACUCGUCUUCGCGUUCUCGGUGGCCGUCAGGAGCUCUUGGAUGAGCUUUUCCAGAAGUCUCGUGAGAAGGUUACCACCGUGGCUGAUAGCGAUAAAAAGAAGUACCAGACUAUGCUACAGGGACUCGUCCUUGAGGGAUUGUAUUACCUGAAUGAGGAUAAGGUGUCUGUCCGCUCCCGGAAGAAGGACUACGACAUCACGAAGAAGGCCAUUACGGAGGCGGCUAAGGAGUUUGAGAAGAACGUUGGCUCGGAGGUAACUGUGACCCUGGACGAGUCGGAGCCAUUGCCUGAAGGAUCCGCUGGUGGUGUCUUCAUUAUAGGCGGCCAGGGUAAGAUCGAAAUCAACAACACCUUUGAGGAGCGUCUGCGACUACUGGAAAUUGACGCUCUGCCUGCCGUGCGAGAAACCCUCUUUGGAAAGAACGAGAAUCGACGAUUCUACGACUAG
Penicillium taxi is the source of this 696-nucleotide messenger RNA. Its product is annotated as H(+)-transporting V1 sector ATPase subunit E. The transcript has 3 exons. NCBI's taxonomy places the organism in Eukaryota, Fungi, Ascomycota, Eurotiomycetes, Eurotiales, Aspergillaceae. Gene Ontology annotation, cellular component: proton-transporting two-sector ATPase complex, catalytic domain. The coding region runs from base 1 to 696 and encodes 231 amino acids. The record is from RefSeq and is a predicted model, not a curated record. Gene Ontology annotation, biological process: proton transmembrane transport. Gene Ontology annotation, molecular function: proton-transporting ATPase activity, rotational mechanism.